AUGGCCUUCUUGAUUGUCAUAGUUUUCCACUUCUCCGUGUCUGAACUCUAUUUUGAGGUUAUGUCACAAACAUCUAUUCGCAUCAAAUUGUGCUUGCUUUUGAGUUAUAUCAUGUAUUAUCAGCCUGAAAUUUCGUACAAUUUAAAAAGAAAACGUAUCUUCACAAUAGGAGAGCGCUGACGCUGACACGGAACAAGUAUAAUCUAGAAAUUUUUGAAGGAGAGAAAGGAGUAUGACAAUCAAGGAGGCCAUAAACGCCCCCUACAAUUGUAGGGACGACUGACGAUACGAGCCUUAGUGCUUAGCUACCUGUGGUGUAAACAGGACCAUUUGUUGAUAAGGAAUCGACUACUGAGUUAA
Acanthoscelides obtectus is the source of this 360-nucleotide messenger RNA. The record is from the annotation of a GenBank genome assembly. NCBI's taxonomy places the organism in Eukaryota, Metazoa, Arthropoda, Insecta, Coleoptera, Chrysomelidae.